Molecule: messenger RNA, 827 nt
Organism: Coniophora puteana RWD-64-598 SS2
Lineage: Eukaryota; Fungi; Basidiomycota; Agaricomycetes; Boletales; Coniophoraceae
Exons: 4
Coding region: 81-743 (220 amino acids)
Source: RefSeq, a predicted model, not a curated record
CGCCUCCUCACAAGAAGGCAGCGACUGGAGCUUGCAAUCCAUCCAACGACUUCAAUUGCACUCUACCAGAUCCGUCGACCAUGUCAGCCAACAUUACAGACCUCACGAUCAUGCGGAUGAACACGGGGCAGUUCGACGGAGAGAAGGAGAUGAACGGCAAUGUAUUCAAGGCGUUGAUGAGCAUGGAGGGCUCGGGGAGCCCAGCGUACAACGGGAGACAAGAAGAAGACCCGCAGGUCGUGUACACCUUCGCCAACUGGACCUCCAUCGAUGCGCAUCUCACCGGCUUCCACAAUCCCGCUGUGCUCAAAGAGGUCGGCCCUCUGGUGCCGUACUACGACCGCGAAACGUUCAUGCCGAUGACGUACCACGUUGACUUCACACUUCGUCAGGCUUCGACCGGGGCAGGGGGCAAGGCCGCAUCUCUCGGCGAUGUGCUGAGCAGACCCGUCGCACGCGUGCGGAUCGCGAAGGUGGACAAGGAGCGGAAGGAAGCGUUCGAGAAGGUGCUGGUUGACGCUGCCGCGGAUGGGAAGCUGAUCGCGUGGGGAGACGCGAUUGCGCACGAGAAGUACAGGACGCCGGCGGAGGAUGUGGUCAUACUGCUCGAGGGUGGAGAGUCCUCUGAGGCCCUGAGAGGUUCUGGCGUAGAUCUGAGCGAAUACUCUAAGAGCUUACACGAUGCGCAUCUUCCUAAGCCGGAGCAGUACCAUCGGAUUAAUGGGACAAGCGCAAGUUUGUAGAGUGAGUGAUCACCAAGGGAAGUGUGAUAGCGUGUAUGUUGUAUCGAUGCAAGCAAACGACUUUUGCUCAUAAAUGACACACGG